UGAGCCCCCAUUCAUUUCCUGAAAACUACCCAGAGCAGCUGAGAGGAGCAGAGCAGAGGGGAGGGAGUCUCAGAGAGCAAGGGGAGGAAGACACACACACAGAGAGAGAGAGAGAGAGAGAGAGAGAGAGAGAGAGAGAGAGAGCGGACUGUAUAAGGAAAACAGUUUCUGCCGCUCUGCAGCUCCUGAUCAGAGAUGUAGCUGGUCACCUUGGCAAUUCAGAGCUUUGUCUUAUACAACGUCACCAAUAACAGGAUGUUAAUGCUUGACGGAAUGCCAGCAGUUCGAGUCAAAGCAGAGCCUCUGGAAUCUGAGAGAGGGUCCCCUACAGUGCACAGCUAUCCUGAUAUGGAGGGGGUGCCUCUUCUCCUGAGCAAAGUGAAGGCAGAGCCACCAGAGGACCUGCUCUCUUCUGAGCACUUUCACACUCAGACAGAACCUGUGGACCUGUCGAUCAACAAGAAUCGUUCCUCACCUCCUUUCUCCACCGCCUCGCCCAUCAUUUCUGCCUUCUCUCCAUCCUGCUCCUCUUCAUCUUCGUCAUCAUCCUCGCCUUCUGUCAUUGCCUCCAUCUCUUCAGGAAAGCCCUCCGUGUUGACUCCAGGGCCUCUGGUGGGCUCUCCCUCAGGCAUUCGCGGUCAGUCAUAUUUACACAUCAUCCACCCAGUGCCGCCUUCCAGUCCCAGCAAACUUGCCAGGCAGGUGCAGCGCAUCCCGGUGGUGGUGCAGUCACUGCCACUAAUGUACACUACAGCGGUGCGCUCACCCUCCAACCAUCUCAACUCUACCAUCAUGGUCCCUCUGCUGGAUGACGCCAAGAGCCAAGGCAAAGCACAAUCAGACCUAAACGGCUUGUCACCGAGACAAAUCCGAAGUGACAGUGAUGAUGACGACCUGCCAAAUGUAACAUUGGACAGCGUCAAUGAAACAGGAUCCACAGCGCUGUCUAUAGCACGAGCAGUGCAGGAUUCCAUGUCACCGUUCAGUAUUGAGAGCAUGCGGCGACCUCGGCAGUCUGAGUCUCCAGACUCUAAGAAGAGACGCAUCCACAGAUGUGACUUUGAUGGUUGCAAUAAGGUUUACACUAAGAGCUCCCACCUAAAAGCACACCGGAGAACACACACAGGUGAGAAGCCGUACAAGUGUACCUGGGAUGGCUGCACGUGGAAGUUUGCUCGCUCAGAUGAGUUGACGCGACAUUAUCGGAAGCACACAGGGGUGAAGCCUUUCAAAUGUGCGGACUGCGAUCGUAGCUUCUCACGCUCAGACCACUUAGCCCUGCACCGACGCAGACACAUGCUGGUCUGAUGGAAGGCCAUCUUAUACAACCUCUCUCUCACACACACACACACUCACACACCCACACACGUGCACAUGCACACCAAGGGAGCUGGGUCUCUCCUUGCACUUGUUCAGCUGGGCUGGACACAGUCAUGGCCAUCCCAGGCCCUGGUGAAAAGUGAGAGAGAGGAAGUUUGGAGGAUGCAUGACAUGACAUGAUGGACAGAAUGUUUUGAUGGAGCUGAACAGGGUCUGCCUCAAGGAUGGAGCAAAGCUGCUCUACAGAUCUGGGCUCAUCUUGAAGUUUCAGGACAUCUUGAACUGGAGCACUUGUCCAGAUCCUGGUUGUUAGUUUUUGCGUGAGAGUUCUUCUGUCUGCAAUUUUUUAUUUUAAACUUAGCAUCCUUGUUUUGUUCUCAUUUUAAAUGUCUGCUUCCUUUUUUGCCAUCAACAAUGUGAAGAAGUGCAGUAUUGAAUGGCUUCCUCUUUUCAGAUCUGGAGCUUGAUAUUGUAGACACAGCCAGGUUCCUACAGGAACAACAUUUUCAUAAAUCCUGAUUUCCUCUUAAGCCAGCACACCUGAAAAUGGGGAGUCAUCUCUCUGGCAAAGAAGACUCUGAGUCAGCGAUUCAUGAGGUAAAGCUGAAGAUUUUUCAUAGAAAACAAGUCUGCAAAUCAUCAAAUAACAUUAUACAAACACCCUGUGACACAUCACAGGAAUCAUGCGGUUUCUAUAUUAUAGAUUUUUUUCUGCUGAUGUUGGUUUUCACACUAAAACGGUUUUCUGCAGCACAUUUGCGGAACUCAAGUGUAUGGGGUACGUUUGGCUUUAAGAACUCUCAUCUGUUUCUUUAUGGUGACAAACAGGGAUAUAUAACAGUGCAUUCGAUUCUGUGAUCAGCCAGUGAGUGUGAUUGUAUUCUGUUCAUAUUUUAAGUUGUGAAUACUUCUCCCGGCUUUAGCCUUUUUCAGUUCUUCAAAUAUGGAUGAGCCCUGAAAUAAAUGAAUACAGUAAAGUACUAUGCUCAUCACACACAACGCUGACCUCCGCUACGUUUGACUGGCUGACACGAUGAUAGCUCAAUGCCCUCUUUAGCUUUAAGGAAAUUUGGGUGCAAAAGAAAAAAAAAAAACAAGAACACAAAACAAACACUUCUGCUAACACGGGCCUUUCAUGGUGUGAUUGUUUUUUUUUUUUUUUUUGUACUUGAACAGACAAUACAAGCCAGGAGAGCAAUACACUCACUCUAGAGAGUGAAGGGAGAGGGAGAAGGCCUCAUGGCUGCCUCACUUACUCCACCAACAGAGGGCUUUGAAAACAUGGACAAAUUGCUGACUUUCUACCAUUGCCACUUGUUUUUCUAUACUAGAGAAUCUUGUAUAUUUGUAAUGGAUUUGUAGUUCUAGUUUUCAAAAUAGCAAAAGCAUAUUGCUAUUUUAGUCUCACACCUGAAGGAUUUGAUUGCACUCAGAAGAAGAUUUUCUUUUUUUAAAGAGCCAUUGUGUGGCACUGCAGGUUUGCCCAAAUGAAGCUCAUUUUGCUCCAAUAAACCUCUCUCUCUCUCUCUCUCUCUCUCUCUCUCUCUCUCUCUCUCUCUCUCUCUCUCUCUCUCUCUCUCUCUCUCUCUCUCUCUCUCUCUCUCUCUCUCUCCCUCUCUCUCACACAUACACACACACACACAGAUAAUGCACACAAUGGACGGAGGGCAUUUCAUUCAACAUUUCUUCGUGUUUUAUAUUUUUGAAAUCAUUUCUGAACCCUGAAUCUGAAAGAGCUCACUCAGUUUUCCACUAGUGUAAUUAUUGUAGUGCACUACUAGUGCACUGGCCAAGUCUUUUCUAGUGCACUAAAGAAUAAGCAGUUUCAACUUCAUUCACCUGAUUCUAAAAUAUAAUCCGGCCACCAGAGGGCGAUCGGGGAACAAAAUAAUCCAAACAAAUUGUAAAAUCUGUAUGUUCAUGUUUGUGCAGUGAUUUGUCAUUGAGUUGAAUGAAGUUUUAAAUUGAAUUAAGUCAUUCAGUCUGAGUUCGUAGAUGCUUUGUUCAUCUUUGGUGGCCUUAAGAUGAAUAUUACAAGAUCAAUUUGUAUUAAACAAUAUGACAGAUACAGAAUCUUAAAGCGUCCAUUGUACACUGAGAUUGUCAUUAGAUUGGUGUUAGAGCAGCACUUUCAUAAAUCCAGUACAUGCCUACAUAUUACUGCAAAAUAAAAUGCUAUCUUAAGUGAAAAUGUCUUAAAUAUAUUCACGAGCUUAGUAUUAUUUUUUUUCAAUAGGAUUGCAAUGAACUAAAUAAACUAAAUAAAAGAUAAUUCAACUAAUUUCUUGAUCAUUUCUUUCAAGCUUGAGUUGUCUUAAAAGGCUAAAAAUGUAUAUAUAUAUAUAUAUAUAUAUAUAACAAAAUAAUAAAUAGAAAAUCUGGCAAUAGAACAUGACUAUUUUAAGCUUGAAAUAAGUUUAAUCAUUGCAUAUUUAUCUUUUAUUGUAAUGUUAUAAAAGAAAUACUAGCUACUUUUGAUUAUUUCAAGGAAUUUACACUUGCUAAGAUGUCUUUUUUUUUUGCAGUACACACACACACACACACACACACACACGCUCAUGUGCACUGCUGUUGGAAUCUCCAUGUCCAUAUUAUCAUACAAGCAAAACAAAAUUCAAGUGUGUUUUAUGAAAUGCUGUAAAAGGAACGUGUCCCUCACCAACAUUUGUGUGACCAGCAUCACCUUGCUUUUUUGUCAUCAGAAGUAUUAUAAUCUAUUCUGUUGUUUCGUUUGUUUGUCUACACAUGCGUGUUUCCUGUGGUACAUGGGCUUGAGUGUAUCCUCAGCACCUUGUUUUUAUGAAGUAUGAAUAUGAAAUGAAUUAUUUUCAUCAUAGACAUAACAUUAAUCAGCAAUGUAUCUUAUCAUCUUAUACUGUAUUUUUUGAGAAAUCUCCUCAAUGUGAGGCACUUCAUCUGCAUAUUGCUAUUUUAUGUAUAAAAAAAAAGAAAUCUUUUAAAAUGUUGUAAUAUAUGUGAAAGUGAAAGUUAUUACUCAGUUUUUGAAGGCUGUAUAUACCUAUUAAGAAUAGGGCUUUUUGUUAGUUUUUUUAUUUAAUUGUUUUUUUUUUUAAUACAAGGGAUUAACUUUAUACAACUACAAUACAGAGAUGAUCAUUACCUGUUGGUACACAGUGUAUAAUGGGACUGUGUGGGAGAAUGUUUGAGGGUUUUAUCAUCUUUAAAGCACCUGUUCCUUACGAUUAAUGUGUAGUGAUUAAACAAUCCAUCUAAAUGUGCACAUAGCUGUCUCUGUGCACAGUCAGCCAUUUCUAAUACUCUCUUACAUGUUUUUAUUACAAUAACAUUUCACGAAAUGUAAAAAUGAAAAAAAAAAAAAAAAGACAACCCAGUCAAAUGAAUGUCUCUUUCCAAACAGUAUUCAGGAGCCAUCAGCAUUUUUCUCUGUUUUUUUUUUCUUCUUUCCUCAAAUUUUAUGUAUUUAUUUUUUGUUUUCUUUUCUUUUCUUUUCUUUUAUUGUAUUAUUAUUAUUAUUAUUUUGCCGUACUGAGAUAUCAGUGACAUUUGUAUUUGGCAUAAUUUUUGAUCUGGUACAGUAAAAAUGUUUGCCUAUAAAGUGUAUUAACAAAUUCAAGCAAAGUUUUAUAUCAAAUUUUAUUUCGUCUUUAAAAAGAGAAUGGUAAAAUAUAGGACAAUAAUUAAAGGGAGCAUCCUUUUUUUUU
Tachysurus vachellii is the source of this 5003-nucleotide messenger RNA. It is a transcript of the gene klf12b, whose product is annotated as Kruppel like factor 12b. Gene Ontology annotation, biological process: regulation of transcription by RNA polymerase II. Gene Ontology annotation, molecular function: RNA polymerase II cis-regulatory region sequence-specific DNA binding; DNA-binding transcription factor activity, RNA polymerase II-specific. The record is from RefSeq and is a predicted model, not a curated record. The coding region runs from base 256 to 1308 and encodes 350 amino acids. The transcript has 7 exons. NCBI's taxonomy places the organism in Eukaryota, Metazoa, Chordata, Actinopteri, Siluriformes, Bagridae.